Molecule: messenger RNA, 2348 nt
Organism: Canis lupus familiaris (dog)
Lineage: Eukaryota; Metazoa; Chordata; Mammalia; Carnivora; Canidae
Exons: 5
Coding region: 757-1893 (378 amino acids)
Source: RefSeq, a predicted model, not a curated record
CACCUCCCUCUGUCUCAUCUCUGGGUCAGUGGGCUCUCUAUCUCUGUUUCUCAUUCACUGUCUCUCACCCAUUCUCCUCUGUGUUUCAUUCCCAUCAAAGCUCUUUCCAUAUCCCCUCCCUCCCCUCUCUUUUCGCUAAGUAUUUCCCUGUGUACUUGUCUGUGGGUCUCUCCCUUGUCACCCACCCCCAUAUCCAGGUGGAAGUUUUCAACCAAAUCAAAGGCAGGCAGGCAGGGCAGACGAAGCCCAAGCCCCAGGCGGACUCCUUCAGCACACACAGGGAGGGAGGGAGCGCCCUAGGGAAGUCUGGAAAUCGUUACCCCAGAGGUAGGCAGGCCUGGCAGAGGGAGGAGGGGGCUGAGAGAGUUGGGACCCCUUCAGAAAGAGGGCUGUUUCUCAUGGAUUCCCUGAUGCAGUGGGUGGUCUCUGUUCUCCUCCCCCUCUGGGUUCUUGUCUCCCCCAACUCACAUCUCUAAAGUUCCCUAAAACUCUGAGUUUCUAUUUCCCCUUCCUCCCACUUGCCCUUCACAGCCCUUUCCUCUCUCUAGGUCUCCCCUCCCCCAAUUCUCUGAGUUUCCGGGCCCCUCCCUCAAAGUCCCAGUCCCUCUGUGCCUGGGUCUCUUUCUCACCCUAUCCAUCCAUCCACACACCUGCAGGCCUUCUAUUGGCUGGUUCGGGGGGAGGGGGGGUUCUGUUACCUGGGGCGACAGCAACAACAAGCCGGCUCCUGCGCGGCUACCAGGCAGGGGAGGGACCAUGGCGGGUCGGACCCUAGCUCUGCGCUAUGGCCCCCCAUGGCCCCCAAUCGCUGGGCCGGAGGCGCCUGGGUCCUGGCCCAAUUGGCAUCUCACCAGCACUAGUGUCGCCCACCACAUUAUCCCAUCUGUGCCCUUUCCCCCGCCCACCAUGCAGUCCACGGUGGCGGAGCCCCUGCCCGCGGCCGCAAAGCAGGAUUUGCACGUCUGGGAUUUUGACGAGGUCAUCAGCAGAUGGGAGACCACCUCUGGCUCAGCUUACAUACCUAAGACCCAGGGCGGCCCCUACGCACAGCCCAGGGCCCCAGAGCCUUCAGACCCCACACGGACUGUGGGGAUCAAGGAUUUAGCAGAAAAGCUCAGACACCUCGGCUGGCGCCUCCCGCUGAUCGCGAAGCACCAGUGCAGUGAGAUGAAAGCUCAGUACACCGGCUGGCCGGGCCUGGACCAGCCCGCCACCUUCCACGUCGGGCCCCAGUCCCUGGAAUUUGCAGACCACCUCCGCGGAGGCCCUUCCCAGGCUUUAAUCCCCUGGACAAAGAACCCCGAGCUGGCCGGCCGGCUUUUCACAGUAUCUGACCAGGGCAUCUUGGACCGUCGUCAGCUCUAUCUGACCACCUCGGCCAAGGACUUCCGGGCCUACCCGAAGAAGGAGUUGUCUGGAUAUCCCCGCAAGGACUCGCUGACCUACUGGAACUUCCAGAAGACGCCUCACGCCUGGGGCCAUGACCCGCGCCCUCCUCGGCCGCCAGGGAUCCGCGUGCCCCACGUCCGCCCGAUGACGAGAGCCGUGCCGCACCGCGGGUCGUGGUCUCUGGCUCAGGAGUCCUACAGACCCCCGGUGCACCCACUCCUCCGGCUCGACCGUUUCUGCCCGCUGGAACUGCCCUGGGGCGGCCCGCACUGGCAGCCGGUGCCGGGCAUCUACAGCGUGCCGCAAGCCUACCGCACUGAGAACUCCAGCUACGGCAGCAUGAAGCCAGCCGCGGUGAGCCCGCAGCGCCAGCCCCGCCCCGGACUCGCCCCCCAGGCGGGGCGGAGCCGAGGCCUGGAAACAUGCCCGUCACGUGGGAGCGAGGCGGCGGCCAGGCCCCGCCCACUGGGUCGUGAGCCCGGCGAAUCCCACGCUGGACCGUAGGGUUGACCGGAUUGGGGGCUGGGGGGUAGGUGGGCGCUGAGCUGAAAACGUACCUUGGGGCUGUCGGUUCGCGGGAGGGACAGGCCCUCCGCGACAGAGGGGGCGGAGCUUAUCUUAUUAGUCAACUGCGUUAAAUGGCCUAAACCACGCCCAUGGAUGGUUUGCUCUGGGGGCCUGAGGGUGGGGGAGAUGGGGCUGCCGCUGAAUUCCAUGCGGGAGGAAGGCACGCCUGCGUGCAGGUGGAACCCCGUCUCAGGGCACAGAAUCCAAUCUCGAAGUCAUGCCCUCCCAAAGAGAGUAAACUAUGGGACAGGAAUGGCUUCCAGUCUAUGGCAGGUGGAGGGGAGGGGGAUUGAGGUCUCCGCCAGUCACCUUGGAAGGGGCGCGCUCCAUCCAGCCAUGCAGACUCCCACCAUGAUGGGCAGAGGCGAGGCUAUACCACCUUGGGCAAGGUC